UCGCCAUUUUGACUUUGUGGCUGUAGUAACCAGUGAAAACCAUUUCCGCGGGUUGAGUCGCCAUUCUUUACGUUUUUUGUACGUUUGGAAGUUCUCUCCGCUAGUCAGCAAGUAGUUGUUUAGUGAUUAGACAAAUGUACAGACUGUCAAACAAGAUCGAAUCUUUUCCUACGAGAAGCUGAAUAAUAUUACGAAGAAAUAGCUACAAUCUGAUCCAGUGUAAGCUUCACGGAGGAUAAUCUGAGCGGGAAUAAAUUGGUGGUGUCCCUCAUCAAAAGCUAAAAAUGAUCACCAGACGAAGAGGUCGUUCAGACAACACCAAUGUGGAGGUGCACUCUUCAACUUGUCCUUUUGAUGUUGAAGUCACUGACUUUGUUGAAAUGAUAGAAAAUGUUAAAACGAGUCCCUCUGAAGAAAUUCAGUCAGAGAAUGGGGAUAGUACAGUUGGAUUAGAGCUGGAUGAUUUAUUUGGAAUCGACGAGUUACACUGGACAUUUGAGAAGGAUGCAGUCUCCCCUCUUUUCGACAUUGGAUUGGCUGAAUUAGGUGUGGGGGACACAACAGAUCAAGAUUUUUGGAUUGGCACAUCCAGAACCCCAUCGCCCGAAGGAGUGUCUGCUGUUCAGAAAAGGAAGGGGAGAGAUGACCUGUCUGGGCACAUGAUCAACAAAAACGCUGUCGCUGCGCGAAUUAAUCGUCUGAAAAAGAAGGAAUACGUGAACGGGCUGGAAAAUAAAGUCGGGUCUCUGUCGUCAGAAAACCGCAUACUCAAACAGGAAAACGUCCAAUUGAAUAAGAGGGUAGAAGAGUUGGAAGAUGAGACGAGGUACCUGAGAGCUGUGUUGGCCAACGAGAGCAUGUUAGCCCAGCUGUUGUCAAGGCUGAGCGGUGUGAACGGCAUGAAAUUAUCUUCCUCGCUUUUCCAGGGGUCCAACAAGAAUGAUGACCACGAUUAUGCCUUGCCCCGGAAACGUGUGAAGGUGGAGGAAAAGGAGACCUCUGGUGGCAUCUGUCUGCACGUGGACAAGAACAACGUCUCAGUGGAGUUCUGCACUAAGUGUGCAGAGAGUGCAAGCGCAUCACUCAAAAUUUUUCUUCUAGGUGAUGAUUGUUCUACCAUGCUGGAUGAAUGGGUUACAGAGCGUCCCUGUCUGCUUGGCUCCAUGUGGAUUCUGCUGUUCGGGAAGCUGAAGAGGCGGGACCCGCUGCUGCCAACUUGGCCUGGUAUUUUUUUAAAGGUAGUAUAACAAAGGGUGUAAGUGUCUACAUUUAACCAGUAUCCCGUAACACCUUCUUUGUAAAAAGUAGUGAAUUUAGAAUAUAUUGUGGAUGACAAGUGUUCCACUACCUAUUACAUUGACAAUAUUAGAGGUACUAUAACGGUUUGUUCACAAGUUUAACUUGACUUGUUGACACAUUGGUAUGUAACCCAGUUGUUUAAAAAACUAGUCAAACUAUCUUGUUAUCGAUGUGAUCCUGAUAGAAAUGGACAUCACCAAUUUUGUAUAAAGUGACAAUCUUAAAGAAUGUUAUGUAAAAUACAAAGAUGUUGUGGCAACUUUUUUUUUCUAAAUGAGAACAAUGUUUCAGGAACAUGGAUAUGAUUGACAAUAAAUCUUAUUUUGAUUA
Molecule: messenger RNA, 1629 nt
Organism: Salvelinus fontinalis (brook trout)
Lineage: Eukaryota; Metazoa; Chordata; Actinopteri; Salmoniformes; Salmonidae
Gene: crebzf
Product: CREB/ATF bZIP transcription factor
Exons: 4
Coding region: 285-1247 (320 amino acids)
Cellular component (GO): nucleus
Molecular function (GO): DNA-binding transcription factor activity, RNA polymerase II-specific; RNA polymerase II transcription regulatory region sequence-specific DNA binding
Source: RefSeq, a predicted model, not a curated record